AUGACAUCAAGUCUUAUAGAGACCGGGAGCACCCGGCUCAUCCGGGAAACGGCCGUUAACCAGCUCGCGGACUGGCAAAAGCAGCAUCCUGAUGAACUUUUAACCUAUUGUCGCGCGAUAGGUAAAAUUAUUGAGCAUGCUCCGGUGUAUGAUCCAAACGAAGAUGACGGCGACUCCGGUAGCUUCCUCGACAAGAAAGAGGAGGUGCCUGACAGUAACGGCCAGGUAAAGAAAGAAGAGGGUGAUGGCGAUCUACCACUUGGAACGGGCGACUAUCUCCAGCUCGAGUCUUUACCCGUCGUAUCCAUCGUCAAGAACGGUCGCGAGCUACUCCGGGGCGGUCAAAUCGAUUUCGGUCUCGCCGCACUAGAGCCUCAAGAGCGCCUUGCCUACCUCAAACAGACGUUACCCGCUCGCCUAGGAUUGUUAGGUCGACGUGUCGAGGACGACGAACUCCCGCCGAUCCCAGUUAACGGAAACGCUCAGACACCAGGUGGCGAUGGCGCUAAUCACGCCACGCUAGGUCGAGGUGAUAGCAUGGCGGGAAAUAGUCAAAGCCAAGGAGGCGAAGAGGCCGGGUUAAGUUCGCGGCAGCUCAACGUCUUGAAGCGGAAACGGAAACGAGAGGCACAGAAGGCUGCGCAGGGGAAAUCCGGCUUUGGAGAUCUUUCCAUCAGGCGUUCUGGCACAGCAGGCUCAGAGGGUUUCGGCGAUGAAACGCCAACAGCUGAUCCCGAAUCGAAAAAGAACGGGAAACUCAACGAUUACUUUAGUCUUGAACGACCCGCUGACGUCGACGAGGACACCAAGGUUGUUAGCGAAUUCAAGGGACCCUCUGUGGAGAUCAAGACUGAACUCCAGGUGGACGCAGCCCUUGAAGGCGCUGAAUGGCCAUAUGAGCGCCUCUCCGAAUUCCUUAAAAUGGAUCUAUUUGACCCUAAGUGGGAGACCCGCCACGGCGCCGCCCUCGCUCUUCGUGAGGUAGUUCGGGUACAUGGCGGUGGAGCCGGCCGUUGCCGUGGCAAGUCACGCAACGAAAACGACAAGCUCAACAAGGUCUGGCUCGAUGACCUUGCUUGCCGACUAUGCGCCGUGCUCAUGCUAGAUCGCUUCACCGAUUACAGCUCAGACACCUCGGUUGCUCCCAUUCGAGAGAGCAUCGGUCAAACUCUUGGCGCUGCUCUGCGCCACCUUCCGCCCACUUCUGUAUAUGGCAUAUAUCAUUUGCUAUACCAAAUGGUAAUGCAGGAAGGGACCCCUUUGAACGAUCUGCUUGGGCAGAAGGACUUGCUUCUCGAGGACGCUAAACUAGUGGAUGGCGUCUGCAACGCUGUCAUGAAGGGGCUCGGUGAUGUUGACGACGAUGUCCGCUCUGUGAGCGCCGCCACACUAAUUCCCAUGGCCAAGGAGGUCGUUACGCUUCGCCCGCACUCCUUGGAUGCGCUCAUCAAUAUCGUCUGGGAGAGCCUUUCUAAUCUUGGUGACGACCUUUCCGCGAGUACUGGAAAGAUCAUGGACCUGCUGGCGACACUUUGCAGCUUCCCCGAGGUUCUUCGCACCAUGAAGCAGUCGGCAGCAAUGGACGAAGAGAGAUCCUUUACCCUUCUUGUACCACGCCUUUAUCCUUUCCUCCGUCAUACCAUUACCUCGGUCCGCCUUGCCGUUCUCAAAGCGCUCAUGACUUUUGCCAAUCUUGGUGAAGAUGCCUCUCAAGGGUGGUUGAAUGGCAGGAUCUUACGCCUCAUCUUCCAGAAUAUCGUCGUCGAGAGGGAUAAGGAGACACUAAACACGUCUAUUGAGCUCUGGCUCACGUUAGUGAAGUGCCUCAGCCACAAUCCUACACACUUGGCUGAGGAGUUUGGAGCCCAUGCCGAGGCUAUGCUAGAACUCGCCCUCCAUCCCAUUGACCCGCAACAAAGGGCAACUAAACGAAGGAGGAAGUCGACCAAGGUUGAGGAAGCUCCGGUGCCAUCCAACACUCACGAUGUUGACGGCCAUAUGAUCCAAGGCGAAGUUGACCUGGUUGGCAUCGAGGUGCUGAUUCGCUCUCGCGUGUCAGCUUCGCGCGCGAUGGGUUUCUUGAUGGCGAAGCUUCCGGUCCAGGUUUUCCCGCAGUACGCCGCCUUGGUUCUGCACGGGCUAUCGUCACCCUAUUCUUCUACCCAGAUGACGGCCUCAGUUCUGAUUGAAGAAUUUGCCAAGGCUGUCUCCUCCCCUCAGCUAGCGGAAAGCUUCAUCGGUCCACUUCAAGAGAUGAUUGAAGCUGAGCGCCCCUCUCACUACCGGGACCUGACAAGCUACGUCCAAAGGGCUCGAUCCCAAUGCCAGUCUCUCUUCCAUCUCUUCCGUGAUCAUGGCAAGGUCUCCGCGAGCAAACUUCCGAUUCUCCCGGUUGUCGUCCAAGGCGAACCCGAGGCCGGGCCUGGCGCCUUCUCCAUUGCUACUGCGGAGAAAUGCGUGACGGAGGACUUUGAGCGCCUCAAGAAGGCUGUACCUCCCGGGCAGAAGCUAAUUGCCGGAAAGCAACUUGAAGAGGCUCGCGACCUUACCCUUCAAACCAUUACUGAGGCGAAGCUUGCCAAGGGGGUGCGGGACGUUCGCAUCAGGGCUGCUGCCGCCGCUAGUUUAGUCGCCAUGCAGGUUUUCCCCAAGAAGCUGAGCACCCUCAUCAAGGCAAUCAUGGAUAGCGUCAAGACAGAGGAAAACCUAGAACUUCAAAACCGGUCAUCGGCUACCAUUGCGGGUCUCAUUCGUGUCUUCACGGAUAAGGGCCGCCGUGGUCCCGCUGAGAAGGUCCUUUCUAACCUGGUGAAGUUUUCUUGCGUUGAAGUAGCCGAGACGCCAGAGUUCUCCCCUCACGCCGCCAAGACUAAUGUUAUCUUAUCCAUGCAAAAAGAAGAGGACCGGGUCGAUCACGUUGACGCAGCCAAGUUUGCGCGAGAAGCCAGGGCGGCGCGCAUUACUCGACGUGGUGCCAAGGAAGCGUUGGAGGUCUUGGCCCGUUCUUACGGAGCAAAUCUCCUUACGCAAGUCCCUAGUCUGAAGGGCUUCAUGGAAAACUCGCUGGUCAAGGGAUUCUCGGGUGCCCUCCCUGAGGAGGUUCACGAUCCCGAAAGCAUUUUCGGCCAAGAUGUCAUUGAUUCCCUCUCGGUUAUUCGCACACUGGCCCCAACUCUCGACUCCGCCAUCCAUCCUUUCCUCAUGCAGAUGGUGCCGUACGUGAUCAAAGCCCUCCACUCCGAGCUCUCCGUCUUCAGAUACAUGGCUGCCAAGUGCAUGGCCACAUUGUGCAGCGUCCUCACGGUCGAAUGCAUGACGGUGCUCGUUGAAAAGGUCUUGCCAUCCAUCAGCAACCCGGUAGAUCUCCACUUCCGGCAGGGUGCAAUUGAGGUCGUGUAUCACCUUAUCGCCGUGAUGGGCGAUGCCAUCCUUCCUUACGUCAUCUUCCUCAUUGUCCCGGUUCUAGGACGUAUGAGCGAUUCCGAUAACGAUAUCCGACUAAUCGCCACGACAUCAUUUGCCACUCUUGUCAAACUCGUUCCUCUUGAAGCGGGCAUCCCAGAUCCGCCAGGCCUUUCCCAGGAAUUGCUCCAGGGCAGAGAACGCGAGCGAACCUUUAUUGGCCAGCUUCUCGAUCCCAAGAAGAUUGAGUCUUUCAAGAUUCCGGUGGCGAUCAAGGCAGAACUUCGUUCGUACCAGCAGGAGGGCGUCAACUGGUUGCAUUUCCUCAACAAAUAUCAUCUCCAUGGCAUUCUCUGCGACGACAUGGGUCUUGGUAAAACGCUGCAGACUCUUUGUAUCGUCGCUAGCGACCACCAUCAGCGCGCAGAAGAGUUUGCUAAGACUGGGGCUUCCGACCAAGAAAUCAAGGCGUACGCCCCUUUCCUGACUGUCGCGGCUUAUGUGGGCCCGCCCUCGGAACGCAAACUGGUGAAAGAGAAGCUCGACCAACCAGACAUUGUCAUCACGUCAUACGAUGUCUGCCGAAACGACAUUGAGCUUCUCGAAAAGUAUAACUGGAAUUACGUUGUGCUGGACGAGGGACACUUGAUCAAGAAUUCCAAGGCCAAGACGUCGAUGGCGGUUAAGCGGUUGGCAAGUAACCACAGACUUAUCUUGACAGGAACCCCGAUCCAGAACAACGUUGUCGAGCUUUGGUCGCUGUUCGAUUUCCUGAUGCCUGGGUUCCUCGGAGCGGAAAAGGUGUUCCAGGAUCGGUUUGCGAAGCCCAUUGCCAACAGCCGAUUCAGCAAAGCCUCGUCCAAAGAGCAAGAAGCCGGCGCGUUGGCGAUCGAGGCGUUGCACAAGCAGGUGCUUCCGUUCUUGCUCCGUCGACUCAAGGAAGAGGUGCUCAACGACCUCCCGCCCAAGAUUCUCCAAAACUACUAUUGCGAUUUGAGCGACCUGCAGAAGAAGCUCUUUGAGGACUUUUCAAAGAAGCAGGGCAAGAAGCUGCAAGCAGAAGCCGGAAAGGAUGACAAGGACGCGAAACAGCACAUUUUCCAGGCGUUGCAAUACAUGCGAAAACUCUGCAACUCACCGGCCCUCGUCAUGCGACCGGAGCACGCGCAGUAUGCAGACACGCAGCGGCUGCUGGCGAAGCAAGGGACCAGCCUCGAGGACCCCGUUCACGCUCCCAAGCUCACUGCGCUCAAGGACCUACUUGUCGACUGCGGUAUCGGGGUCGAGGGCGAUAACAACGACCCUCUCUACCAGCCCAUCAAGCCCCAUCGCGCCCUCAUCUUCUGUCAAAUGAAGGAAAUGCUUGAUAUGGUUCAAAACACAGUGCUCAAAAGGAUGCUUCCGUCUGUCUCCUUCUUGCGCAUGGACGGAUCAGUCGAGGCCAACAAACGACAAGACAUUGUCAACAAGUUUAACAGUGACCCGUCCUACGAUGUUCUUCUCCUGACGACCAGCGUGGGCGGUCUCGGUCUGAACUUGACUGGCGCGGACACGGUCAUUUUCGUGGAGCACGACUGGAACCCUCAAAAGGACCUCCAGGCCAUGGACCGAGCCCAUCGCAUCGGGCAAAAGAAGGUUGUGAAUGUUUACCGCCUCAUCACCCGCGGAACGUUGGAGGAGAAGAUUCUCAGCCUCCAACGGUUCAAGAUUGACGUUGCAUCCACGGUGGUAAACCAGCAGAACGCAGGGCUCUCCACAAUGGACACGGACCAGAUCCUGGACCUGUUCAAUAUAGGAGACGACGGAGGACUCAUGUCUGACAAACCGCAAGGGGCGGCCAGCAUCGAAGGCCGCGAAGAAGACGUGAUUGACGUAGAGACGGGUGAAGUGCGGGUGACUGGGAAGAAGGGCUGGCUUGACGGGCUGGGCGAGCUUUGGGACAACCAACAGUACGAGGAGAGCUUCGAUCUCGACGGCUUCCUUAAGACCAUGCAAUGA
Parascedosporium putredinis is the source of this 5400-nucleotide messenger RNA. The record is from the annotation of a GenBank genome assembly. Lineage: Eukaryota; Fungi; Ascomycota; Sordariomycetes; Microascales; Microascaceae.